Molecule: messenger RNA, 12829 nt
Organism: Monopterus albus (swamp eel)
Lineage: Eukaryota; Metazoa; Chordata; Actinopteri; Synbranchiformes; Synbranchidae
Product: laminin subunit alpha-3
Exons: 77
Coding region: 237-10385 (3382 amino acids)
Biological process (GO): cell adhesion; tissue development; regulation of cell adhesion
Molecular function (GO): signaling receptor binding
Source: RefSeq, a predicted model, not a curated record
UAAGGAAGACGCAAAGCUGGCGCUGUUGGUCUGGAGACAUGCGACAGAAAGAGAGCACGCCUUCAACAGCAGACGAUCAACGUAAAGCUUUGUUCGACAUAAGCGGCAGCUUUUAGUCCUGCGAGCGCCCUGCGCGUAACUCUCGCAGUGAGGCGCAUGCCAUGGAGAUCUAUGGAUGACAAGACCUGCGCGCUGCGGGUUGCUCUCAGCAUCUACAGGGAUCUCUAACGUGGAACAUGGCGAGAUGGAUGAGAGGACCUCAUCUCCUCGCUUUGUCUUUUACGUUUUCGAUUGCACUUUUCAGGGAAACAGAGGGACAAGAACCUUUUAACAGGUUAACAGGUUUCAGUUUGAGUCCGCCGUAUUUCAACCUAGCUCAGUGGUCUAGUAUCUCGGCCACAGCGACCUGCGGACAGGAUGAGGCUGGGUCACCGAGGAAUGACUUAUACUGUAAGCUUGUCGGAGGACCGACCACCGGACCUCCUACUCAAAAUAUACAGGGUCAGUUCUGUGACUACUGCAACUCCAUUGACCCAAACAAAGCCCACCCGGUGACCAACGCCAUUGAUGGGACUGAGCGAUGGUGGCAAAGCCCGCCUCUCUCCAGGGGCAUGGGCUACAAUGAGGUGAAUGUAACCCUGGAUCUUGGGCAGCUCUUCCAUGUGGCAUACGUCCUCAUCAAGUUUGCCAUUUCACCUCGCCCUGAACUGUGGGUGCUGGAGCGCUCUGUGGAUUAUGGAAGAACCUUCACCCCCUGGCAGUAUUUUGCAUAUUCAAAGCAUGAAUGCACUGAAAGGUUUGGAAAGCAGCCCAAUUCCCGCAUAGUGAAUGAUGAUGAUCAGCUCUGCACGACAGAGUACUCGCGAAUUGUGCCUUUGGAGAAUGGAGAGAUUGUGGUGUCCUUGGUCAACCGUCGGCCGGGUUCCAAAAACUUCACCUACUCGCCAGUGCUGCGUGAUUUCACGAAAGCCACUCACAUCCGCCUGCGCUUCCUCCGCACCAACACCCUGCUGGGACACCUCAUCGCCAAGGCACAGAGUGACCCAACUGUCACACGCAGGUAUUACUAUAGCAUCAAAGACAUCAGCAUUGGUGGACGCUGCAUUUGUCACGGGCAUGCGCAGGUGUGUGGGAGGAGAAACCAAGACAAUUCAUACAGACGCCAGUGUGAAUGCCAACACAACACCUGCGGUGAGUCAUGUGAUCGCUGCUGCCCAGGUUUUAAUCAGAAGCCAUGGCGUGCCGCAACUGUCGACAGGCCGAAUGAGUGUCAACCCUGCCAGUGUUUCUCCCAUGCCUUCGACUGUUAUUACGACCCAGAGGUGGAAAGGAGGGGAGCAAGUUUAGACACCUUCGGCAGGUACGACGGAGGAGGAGUGUGCAUCGACUGCCAGCACAAUACAGCUGGAGUGAAUUGUGAGCGAUGUAUCGAAGGCUUCUACAGACCUUAUGGGAUACCUCCAGAGUCUCCUAAUGGAUGCAUACCAUGCAGGUGUGAGGAAAGGACUACAUCUGGCUGUGAAAUGGGGUCUGGAAGAUGUAUCUGUAAACCACAGUUUGCUGGAGAAAACUGCAAUAGCUGUGCUGAGGGAUACUAUUACUACCCCGAUUGCAUUAGAUAUCCCAUAUACCCGGCAACUACUGAAUCUCCUAUUGUGGGUAAGUUCAAGUGUAUAUGUGACUACAGAGGGACGGUGUAUAGUGUGUGUGAUGCUUCAGGGAGCUGCUUGUGCCGUGCGCAUGUGGAAGGGGAGCAAUGUGACCGCUGUCAACCUGGACACCACUCCUUCCCAGACUGCCAGGCGUGUCUCUGUGAUGGGGCUGGUGUGGCUGACUAUGUCUGCAGUCCAAGUGGACAAUGCAUUUGCCUCCCCAACUAUGGGGGACAGGAGUGUAACGAAUGUGCUCCAGGCUACUAUGGAUACCCAGAUUGUGCUGCCUGCCAAUGUUCGCCUAAAGGCUCGUAUGGCAAUACGUGCAACCCACUGUCGGGUCAGUGCCUGUGUCUGCCAGGGGUGGUGGGCCAGCAGUGUGACCGCUGUGCCUCUGGACUCAGGUUCCCCCAGUGCUCAGCUUCCAUCAGUCAGUGUAACGCAGCAGGAACCGAGGUCUCCGAUCCGCAAACGGGCUUGUGCCACUGUCUGCCAAAUGUAGAGGGAACCAUGUGCAACAGGUGUAAACCUCUUUACUGGAAUCUGGCUAAAGGCAACCCCCAUGGCUGUAUAGAGUGCCAGUGUGAUUUGAAAGGGACCCUGAGUGGUGUUGCAGAGUGUGAACAGCAAAGUGGACGGUGUCACUGUAAGCCUAAUGCAUGUGGACAUUCAUGUGACUCUUGUGAGGAUGGAUACUUCCUGCUGCAGAAAAGGAAUUAUUUUGGCUGUCGAGGCUGUCAGUGUGAUGUAGGUGGUGCCAUUGACAUGGCGUGUGAUGAGAUGUCUGGACAGUGCCGGUGUUGGAAGAGCAUAGUUGGCCAUAAAUGCACUGAGCCAGCAGCAGGCUACUAUUUUCCUACCUUGCACCAACUGAAGUUUGAGGUGGAGGAUGGUACAACGCCAAAUGCCAGACCAGUACGUUUUGGUUAUAACCCCCAAGAAUUCCCAGAUUUCAGUUGGAGAGGUUACGCUGUUAUGUCCCCUGCACAGAGUGAAGUCAGAGUAACAGUGCAUGUUGACCUAAAAGAUGGGAGGCAGAACUUGUUCCGUGUGGUUCUGCGGUACAUUAACCCCAGCAGUACAAGCGUGACUGGUAACAUAAGGGCUACCAAUAACAGAGGCAUUGCAGGGUCAGAUCAGAGUAAGGAAGUAAUAUUCCCUGAAAGUCGCUCCCCAUCCUUUCUCACUGUCCCAGGAGAGGGCUUUGCUGAGCCUUUUGCUCUGACUCCAGGGAAAUGGCUCAUAUACAUCAGGGCAGAGGGCGUCCUGCUGGACUAUUUAGUGCUGCUGCCCCGGGAUUACUAUGAGGCGCCUCUGCUGCAGAAAACGAUCACCCAGCCCUGCACAUAUUUACCUACUGUAAACAGAAAUGCAAACUGUCUGUUAUAUAAGCAUGUGGCCAUGGAUGGGUUCAGCUCUGCACUUGGCUCACAAGGAAGACUCUCCAACCGCGGCAGACGUAGGAGAAGACAAGUUCGUGUGCGGCGUCCCACCCCAGAUCACCCAGAGAUGGCUGCCCUCAAUGGCAAACAGUCUCAGCUGGAGCUCAGUCUGCGUGUGCCACGCCCUGGUCCAUAUGCCCUUGUCCUGGAGUAUGCCAGUGAGGUUGAUGCUGUCCAGAAUGUCAACAUACUCAUCAGUGGCCAGUCAGGUGGUCAUGUCCCUGCCAGAGCUAACAUUUACAGUUGUGCUUUCAGCUUUUUGUGCCGGAGCGUGGCAGUGGACAGCAGUAAUCAGGUGGCAGUUUUACAGCUUAUUCACAGGACAGAACUUCUCCUGCAAACUUCCACAACCUCAUUACUGCUGUACAAAGUGUAUGCAGUGCCUACUGAGGAGUUCUCAAUUGAAUAUGUCGACCCCAAGGUGCUCUGUACCUCCACUCAUGGCCGCUUCACUGAAGACACUCGGCAUUGUGUUCCGAGGCAGUUUGACAAGCCAGCCUCAGCCUGGAUUUUGUAUGCGGCCCGUGAUGGGCGGCUUUCGUCCACACCAGCUGUUACUUCUGAACAAAGACAGCAUGAGGAGUGGAGACAGAGACGACAGUCCAGGGUGUUCCCUGGCCUUGAAGCUCAGAAUGAUGGGGUGCUUCUUAAAUUCCCACAGACGGAGAUCAUUUUCACUCCCAGGGUGCCCCUGCCUGGCAGGUAUGUGGUUGUGGUCCAUUAUCACCAGGUCAGAGUGGAUGCAGGGCAUGACUGGAGGGGUUUAAUAAAUGCAUCCUUCUGCCCUGCACUCUCGGGCUGCAGGAAGGUUGUUAUUGCAAAUGGGCACAUUGCCCUUGACUUUGACCAGAGUUCUUGGCGGCCGCCCAGCAUCUCUGUGAUUGUGCCACCUAGGAAGACCCUUAUUCUGAACUAUAUCUUGUUGGUUCCUGAUAGCAGUUACUCUCCAGCUCUCCUGAAAGAGAAGCCACUGGAUAAGUCUGCAGAUUUCACACAGCUAUGCAGAGGAGAAGGGUUCUAUAUUGACCCCAGAACUUCUUCACAGUUCUGCAGAGACUCUGCCCGCUCCCUUGUAGCAGCGUAUAACAGCGGAGCUCUGCCUUGCAACUGUGACACAUCUGGUUCCACAGGGACCACCUGUGACCCAGUUGGAGGACAGUGUCCAUGCAGGCAGCACAUCAUUGGUCGACAGUGCAUAAAGUGUGCAACGGGUUACUAUGGCUUCCCCUACUGCAGACCAUGUGAGUGUGGUCGCCGACUGUGUGACGAGGUGACAGGACGCUGUAUCUGCCCUCCUCAGACGGUCAAACCAGCCUGUGACGUGUGUCAGGACCAGACUUUCAGCUAUCACCCUCUGCUCGGCUGUGAGGGCUGUGAAUGCUCUCCGAAUGGCAUCCAAUCAGGACCCGACUGUGACCGCAUCACUGGCCAGUGCAGUUGCAAGCCUAGGAUUGGGGGUCGUCAGUGCGAUCGCUGUGCUGCAGGUUAUUAUCGCUUCCCUGACUGUGUACCUUGUAACUGUAAUCGAGGUGGUGUCACACCUGACGUGUGCCACCCGGACACAGGGAGGUGUCUCUGCAAAAGAAACGUCGCCGGCCCCAGGUGUGAUACCUGCCGGGAAGGUUCCUUUUAUUUUGACCCCUCCAACCCUCAUGGCUGCACCAGCUGCUUCUGCUUCGGGGCAACUGACCAGUGUCAGAGCUCUAGCAAACGCAGGGCGAAGUUUGUUGAGAUGCAGGGCUGGCGCUUGGAAAGUCCUGACCAGGAGGAGAUUCCCUCUGUGCUGAACACAGCCAGUAACACAGUGGUGGCAGACAUCCAGGAGCUUUCUUCCACAGUUCAGACUCUACACUGGGUGGCACCACCAUCCUACCUGGGAGACAGGGUUUCAUCUUAUGGUGGUUUUCUCACCUACCAGUCCAAAUCCUUUGGAAUUCCCAGUGAGGGCAUGACUCUGAUGGACAGAAGACCUGAUGUUGUGCUGACUGGUCAGGAUAUGACUCUAGCCCACAUGGCUCCACAAAUGCCACUUCCAGAUAGGGUGUACCAGGGCCGAGUCAGGCUCGUGGAGGGAAACUGGCGCCAUGCUAUCACCAACAGGCCGGUGUCCAGAGAGGAACUGAUGAUGGUCCUAGCCGGCCUGGUGGGCCUUAGGAUCCGAGCCUUGUACUUCACUCAGAGCCAGCGGCUCAGCUUAGGUGAGGUUGGCCUGGAGGAGGCCACCACCACAGGGACUGGAGGUCCAGCAAACACUGUGGAGAGUUGUUCCUGCCCCCCUCAGUACACCGGAGACUCCUGUGAGAAAUGUGCUCCUGGUUUCUACAGAGAUGGCAGUGGGCCCUACGUGGGCCAGUGUGUGCCCUGUGAGUGCAACGGUCUGGCUGAUAUGUGUGAAGACAGCACAGGGAGGUGUCUGAACUGUAAAUACAACACAGCUGGGGACCAAUGUGAACGCUGCAAAGAAGGUUACUAUGGAAACGCAGCUAAGAGGACAUGCAGCGUGUGCCCGUGCCCAUUUGCCACACCCACGAACAGUUUUGCAAUAGGUUGCAGUGAGGUCUUUGGAAAAUUCCAGUGUAUAUGCAGAGCAGGUUACACCGGUGAUAGCUGUGAGAGAUGUGCUCCUGGUUACUAUGGUGAUCCAGUGAGGCCAGGAGGAAGUUGUAGACCCUGUAAUUGCAAUGGCAAUGGUAACAACUGUGAUCCCCAGACUGGAGUUUGCAAGAACACACUGGAGCCAGGAGACAUAGACACAGACGACUGCCAUGAGUGUGAUAACUGUGCCCAAACGUUACUGCAAGAUCUGGAGAAACUGGAUGAUGAGCUGGUAAAGAUCAAGGCUGAGCUGGACAAAGUCACUGCCAGUGCCUCCUCUCAAGACCGGCUAAAGAAGCUGGAGAAAGCUGUGGCAGAUACCAAGAGUCUUGUCAACAAAUUCAGCUCUGCCAUCAACACCCAGCAGUCCAGAGUCAACCAGCUGAACACGGACACAAUCACUCUCACAGAUGACAUCAACGCCCUCAAAGAUAAGGCAGAUAAAACGGCUGCUGAUGCAGACAAGGCAGUGGCACAAGUAGGGGAAACAUACAAGAGCGCCAAGGAUCUGGACUUGGAGAUUAAAAACAUGCUCAAAAAAAUCCAAGCUCUGCUGGACCAGCUGAAGGAUGGCACCAGCGGUGGGAUUGUGCCCAGUGAAAGCCUUGAUAAAAUGCUAAAAGAAGCUCAGCGCAUGGUGAAGGACAUGGAAAACAGGAACUUCACCCCUCAGAAGACAGCUGCUGAGAAAGAAAGGGACGAGGCCAUGAAACUGCUCGACUACAUCAAGGCAAACGUUAGUAAGCAGUGUGACCAGAAUGAGGCUGCAGCAGAGAAGAUUCGGGGGCUUCUUAACAAUUACGAGGCCAAGCUGAAGGACCUGGACAAGGCUCUGAAGGAGGCCGUAGACUUGGUGAAAACAGCCAAUGCCCAAAAUGGACUCAACACUAAGGCAAUGGACGAUCUGCAGAAACGUAUCGAUGACUUAAAAAAGGAGCGUAAGACUGUUGAGGACCAAAUGGCCAUAGCAGAGAAUGAACUGCAGAAAACGGAGGAUUUGGUGAAAAUGCUCACCGACAGUAAAAAGGAUUAUGAACAGCUGGCAGCACAGCUGGAUGGUGCCAAGAUGAACCUGACCGCAAAGGUGAAUGAAAUUUCCAAGGCAGCAGGCCACGAGGACCUUGUGGUGGCUGCAGAGAAACAUGCUAAGGAACUGGACAAGCUGGCAAAGGAUUUAGAGGAUACUGUGAAGAAUGCAAGUGGACGUACAGAAGUGCGUAAUGCCAGAGACGCAAUCGAAGCCUACAAGAACAUCACAGAUGCCAUUAAUGCUGCUGAGGCUGCGGCUAACGAGGCCAAAGAUGCAUCAGAGAAUGCCUUGAAUAAUGUAAAGAACCAGAAGCUCACAGAACGAGCAAAAGAUCUGAAGCAGAGUGGUGACGACCUGCUGCAGGAUGCGCAGGAGGCAAAGGAAAACCUUCAGGAUUCUACCAAUGACAUUAAUGAGCUGAAGAAGCGCCUGAAGAAUGCUGACAGUAAGAAGAAAGCUCUUGAGAAAGAUCUGCUUGAUACACAGAACCAACUGAAUGACAUCAAAAGAGACGACAUUGGUAAUAUGAUUGAUGAAGCCAAGAGGAAGUCAGCUUUAGCCAAUGACACAGCCAGCAACACUAUGGACAAACUGGAUGCCAUCAAAAAGGAAAUUGCCAAGAUCAGUAUCACACCUGUAGACUCCAACGUAGAUGGUCUACUGGACAGCGUGGACAAGACAGUGAAGGAUUUAUUGAAUGCCAUCCCAUCACUGAAUAAAAAAAUCUCAGAGGUGGAGAGCUUGACCACACAGUUUUCACCCAUCAGCAAUGUAUCUGAGAACAUCAAGAAGAUCAAAGAGCUCAUUGAACAAGCCCGGGACGCAGCUAACAGGAUUGUGAUCCCGAUGAAGUUUACAGGGGAAGGUCAUGUAGAGUUGCGACCACCGAAGAAUCUGGAGGAUCUGAAGGCCUAUACAGCCCUGUCUCUGUCACUGCAGAGACCCCUAGGCAGUGGAGAUAAUAGACGCAGACGCAGACAGGCCAGAGCCAGCGGAGACAUGUUUGUGUUGUACCUUGGCAGCAGAGAUUCUUCUAAGAACUACAUAGGUAUGUAUCUGAAGAACAACGUGCUGUUCGGUGUGUACAAGCUCAACGGAGAAGAGUACCAGAUCAAAGCGGGUUACAUCACCAGGUCUGCUCCUGAGUCGGCCAGGUUUGAUAGAGUGGACCUACACAGAAUUUAUCAAGAUGCAGAGAUGAUCCUCACCAAAGAUAUCUCCUCAACCACACCAAAGGACCCAAUUCAGAACAGUCAGCAGGGAAACAGUAAUAAGAACCUUCUGGACCUCAGCCCCGGUGAUGUUGUUUUCUAUGUUGGCGGCUACCCUUCCAACUUCACUCCACCAGCUCUUCUCAACUACCCCAUGUAUGAUGGCUGCAUUGAGUUCUCCUCCUUUAAUGACAAAAUCGUCAGUCUCUAUAAUUUCCAACAUGCAGAGAAAAUUAAUUUGGAGACUCCAUGCAAGAGAUAUGUACCGCCAAAGGAUUCUACCUACUAUGAAGGCACUGGAUACAGCAAAGUGGUUAUAGAUAAAGCAUCUUCCAACGUCCUCAUCAGCAUGUCCAUAUUAACUCGUUUAGAAAAUGGCCUGCUCUUGUACAUGGGAACUGAGGACAAAUACUUCACUGUGACGAUGGAGAAGGGCUUCAUUUUUAUACGUAGUAAUUUGAUUAACUCACCAGCUACAAAUAACAAGAAAUUCUCGGUAAAUGUGUUAACAGAAAUCCUCAUCAUUUUCCAAAAAACUGGAAAAAUUUUAGCCCGCACAACCACUGAGGGUGAAAUGGCUGCAGCCCAAGCUGAAUUCAACACUGAUGAAUUUAAAGAAUUUUAUAUUGGUGGCGCACCACAAGACGUCAGGGAAAGAUAUAACAUCACCAUACAACCAUUCAAAGGAUGCUUGAGUAAUCUGAAGCUGAAUAAAGACUUUAAAGCUGUAGAUGAAGAGGUGGGCGUUAGCAAAGAUUGUCCAUUGGAGUCUUUGGGCUCUCGCAAUGCAGAGUUCAGCCUGGGGAGCUACCUGGCUGCUAAACUCGAUGGCUUUAACCUGGCUAACGACGCUACUGUCUCUCUUGGAUUCAAGAGCACAGAGAAUCAGGGUCUCAUUCUGCAGGACAAACAGCAGGCUAAUGGGAUUAAUCUUGCAUUGGAUAAUGGCUACGUGAUUCUCAGUUUCAACGAUAAGAUGUGGAAAUCUAAUAAACAAUAUCAUGAUGGCCAGUGGCAUUACCUGACUAUAAACAGAAGAGCUGGAAGGACUGAGCUGCUUAUUGAUGAUGAAGAUGCGGGACAGGAGCAGAGCGGCAGCACACCCAUACCAAACACAAAUGACCUAAUGUUCUUGGGAAGAGAGAAGUUCAAAGGCUGCAUGUCCAAUCUUUACACAAGACGGCCAGGCAAUCUAUACAAGGCUGAGGACUUUAGCUCCUUCCAGACUUCUGGAGAUGUCCUGCUGGAUGUUUGUACUGCUGACAGUCUUGCUCAACUGAUGCUAGACAGCACUUCUAGGAAGGAUGCUGCGAUGCAGGUGAUAAAUGAGAGCGUAUCGGCAUGUGCACUGCCUGCCCUAGUUCCCUUUGCUUAUCGAAUGGGGGGCCCUGUUAGCAGCCUGAGCUACAGCCUUCCACUGCAGGUCCUGCAGCCCAGACCACACUUCUCUCUGGAUGUCAAGACUCGGUCUCCUGAAGGACUGUUGUUCUUUGCAGCUACCAGAGGGGGGCAAUCUCAUCUUGCUUUAUACAUGUCCAAGGGCAGGAUCAGACUGUCUGUAGGCAAACAAAAGGAGAUCUUCAAUCGGGAGAAAUACAAUGAUGGAAAGUGGCACUCGGUGAUAUUCAGUUUGGAGAAAAAGAAAUUUCGAUUGGUUGUAGAUGGGAUCAGAGCCCAGGAUGGUCAGCUAACAAGUACUGAAUUGGCAUCCAUGCAGCAAUUCAUGUCACCUGUGUACCUGGGCAGUGUCCCAGGGCCGCUUCACAAACUGCUCAAGUUGAAGGCCCUCCCGAAGCAAAGUGUAUCCGGCUGUGUCCGCAACUUCAAAAUGAACGGAGCAUCAAUGUCAAAUCCAACCACAAACCAUGGUGCUGGCCCCUGCUUUGAGGGACAGACACAAAGAGGGGCUUAUUUCUCAGGGAAUGGGGCACAUGUUAUUAUCAAUGACUCCUUUGUUGUGGGAUCCAGCUUUGAGCUGCUGUUUAAUAUUCGUCCACGAAAUCUGACUGGACUCCUGCUACAUGUUGGUGAUGCCAGCAGGACCCAAUAUGGACCCGGGAUGGGGCACUACCUCAGUAUCUACAUGCUCAGAGGAGAGGUUGUGGCACAAGUUAACAAUGGAAAGGGGGAAUUCAUGGUGUCAGUAAAGCCAAAAGCUUCUUUAUGUGAUGGAUUGGUUCAUAAAAUUUCAGUAAUAAAGAGGAAAAAUGUUGUGCAAUUGCAUGUGGACACCACAGACAAUUACAAGAUUGGACCACCAGCUUCCACUACCACUUUGACCAAAGACCCCCUGUAUGUGGGCGGCAUGCCUGAGACGUCAGUGCAGCAGAUGCUCCCCGUCACAUCGUCGUUUGUGGGAUGCAUCCAGGACAUGAGGAUCAAUGGGGACUUGAUCUCUUUUGAGAAGCUUUCUGGUCUGUUUGGUCCUGUCAACAUCAAAGAGUGUCCAGGUUGAACACAAGCGCCUCACUGCAUCAUCAGUAAACAAACCCUGGGACCAGGUCCUCUGCCAACCAUGUGCAAUCUGUUACCAAGACUGAGAAUAUGGUGGUGUGUAAGAAUGUACAGUGGCAUGAAAAAGUAUGUGAACCCCUUGAAAUUGUGAUCUGACCUUCACCUAAGUAACAAAUACAGAAAAACACAAUGCUUAUUAAGCUAUUAACAAACAAUUUAAAUUUUGCAUUUCUUUAUUAAACACACCAAUUAAACAGUCAGUGCAGGUGAAAAAAAUACUUUAAGUGAAGCCUUGGUUUUAAUAACUGGCUAAACCUGCUUUAGCAGGAGUAACCUCAAACUAGCACUCCUGGUAGCUGUGUCUCAGACCUGCACAAUGUUCAGGAGGAAUUCUGGGCCUUUCUUCCUCACAGAACUGCUUCAGCCUAUGUUCUUAGGGUGUCUAGUGUGCAUGGCUCCCUGUCAUUCCAUAACAUCUCUGUUGGGUUGAGGUUGGGCUCUGACUGGGUCGCUCCAAAAGGCAGAUUUUCUUGGUCUGAAGUCAUUAUGUAGCAGAUCUACAUUCACGUUAAGGAUCACUUUCCUGCUGCAUCACUUAGCUUUUACUGAGCCUCAGCUGGUGGACAGCUGCCCUGACAUUAUAUUGUGAGAAACCAUGAUAAACUUGAUGAUGGCAUGCUGUGCAAUCCCAAAGGCAGAAAAACAGUCCCAAAUCAUGAUGCUCCACCCAGUGUACUUCACCUUUAGGAUGAGGGUUUCAUGUUGGUAUUCAGUGCACUUUUUACACCAUAUGUGGUGCUGUGUGUUCUUCCUAAACAAUUCAACCUUAGUUUCAUCAGUCCACAAACCAAAGUGCUUAAUAUGUGCUUUUGGGGCUUCCUUUCUAGUGUCCUGCCAUGCACGCCACGCUCCAUUCAGCUAUGCACCAUGAUUUGUAUAUGGUAGACUCAUGAACAGAGAUGGUAGUCAGCGCCAGUGAUUCAUUUAAGCUGAUUUUUCUUUUAUGUAGCUCUAACCCACACCUCCAGUUGUGUUUCUUUGACUGGACUACAGGUUUGCUAAUUCCUGACUCCAUUUAACCUAUUGUCCAUUUACUCCUAUUGUUUUUAUAUCAUUAGCCUAGGUGUUCCCAUGUUUUUAAAGCUACAUUGUGAAUGCCUGAAUGAUGUAUUCAGUAUGUAAAUAUGAACAUAUGUAGUAUAAGAACAAUACAUUGAGGUGUGUAUUAUUAGUUCAAAUAAACUGUUUUUAUUUGUAACUUAGAGGAAGAUCUGACCAUAUUUUAAGAUAAAAUUGUACAUAAAUACUGUAAUUCCAAAGGGUCCAUUUACAUUUCUUGGCCAUGCUGUACUUAUAUUUUGAGGAGUGUCUUUCAGUGUGUGUGUGUGUGAGUGAGAGAAAGAGUUUAUGAAUAUGAGUGUAUGAGCAGAAUUUUACAAAUUCAAAAUUAUUGCUGUUCUGUUAAACAUUUCUGUAUUUUUGUGAUAAAAUCUCAGCACUGAUUCAUGAAUGCAUAUUCUAACAGUUUUACAGUCUGAUAUGUUGGUCCAUUAAUUCUCUGUCAACAACCAAAUCCUACUGAAUAUGGUUGUGAUCUGUCAGCACUGCAGUUUGAGAAACUCAGCACUUUAAGAAUACAAAUAGUGCUUCUUGUGAUGGUGCUUCAAUGGAGAUGAACAUUAUUAACUCAUGUUCUUUUUUUCUUUGUUUGUUGGACUCUAAAGUUUACACCCAUGGUGCUCAAUUCAGUGGCAUUCAGGGGUUUCCACACUAUUUAUAUUCAAAUUCACAUGCCAGUAUGUACAAUUCUGGAUUUUAACUGGUUUAACCAACAUGGCAUCUUCACAGAAGCCAUGAAGACACAUGGUUUUUCCUAGAUUGCAUUCAUUUUAUCCUGAAUUAAUUUUCAAUCUUGCAUUCCCUUUGCAUGCAUGAAGGUUUUUGGUGCAGCUGUUAAUGUUAGUUGCAUAAGAAAACAACGAUUUUGUAUCUAAGUUAACAACAACAACAAUAUUCCAUUAGAAUAAGUCUAGAAAUUUUGGUCAGUCACAUUAGGGACCAUUCAGCCCAUAUUACUGCACUAUUAAAAGGAAUUUACACAAAAACAAAAAUGUAUUUGACAUACUUAAAUUCCCCAGCAAAUGUUUACUUUUCUGCUUUGUACAUUUAUGCCAAAAAUGUGUGAUAUGUGGAAAAAAAUGCAUGAUUGCACAUAUUUGUACAUGCAUUCCUGUGUUGUGAACACUGAUUUGUAAACCACAUUGUCUUUCCAAGUAAUGUUCUCAGCGCCAUAAGUAGGUUUUUGAAAAUAUCUUGAUUUGUUUUCAUGCGGACAACUCACUUUGUUUCAUUUAUGGUGGAUUUAUUGUUGAAAUAUACUCAGAAAGGUGUAUACUUUGAUUUUAGGAUUAUAUAAAUAUAAGUUUCUGUUUCUAUGAAUAGGUU